Messenger RNA from Ixodes scapularis (black-legged tick), 2333 nucleotides. RefSeq names its product neprilysin-1-like. The record is from RefSeq and is a predicted model, not a curated record. Lineage: Eukaryota; Metazoa; Arthropoda; Arachnida; Ixodida; Ixodidae. Gene Ontology annotation, molecular function: metalloendopeptidase activity. The coding region runs from base 30 to 2333 and encodes 767 amino acids. Gene Ontology annotation, cellular component: plasma membrane. The transcript has 21 exons. Gene Ontology annotation, biological process: protein processing.
GCUUUUUGUUAUCACUUCAGUUAAAAAAAAUGUUUAUCAUGAAUCGAAGGAUUGCAACACUGAUCUUCGUGGUGACAACGUUUGCCAGCUCAAGGACUGCGGAAGACAAAGAUCCCGUGAAUCCUGAUCCCCAUGACAAUGUCUGCAACACGCCUGAGUGUCGAGAAAUGGGCAUAAUGCUUAGCCAAGCAAUUGACAGUAAUAGAAAUCCAUGUGAUGAUUUUUAUGAUUACGUGUGCAAAAAUUGGAAGCAAAACAACACCAUUCCGCCAUAUUUGCCUAGCUAUGGACAUAUAUGGUCUGUACGAGAGGAACUGUCCAAGAGACUUAAAGAUAUUUUAAACAAUAUGACCACAUCAACAUGUCAAGCUGAAUCCCUCAAUGACAAAAUUGCAAUGGCCUAUCAAUCGUGCAUGAAGGAAGAUUUGUCCCAACCAGAGGAAGAAAUAAGCCGGCUACGAAAAACCUUGAAGGAAUUUGGCAUCCCUAAAUGGCCGCUGAUACCUAGUUCAAAUGCAACUUUCAACUGGAAAGAAAUAUACCGAAAAAUACGAGUUGGAGCAGACAUCUCGUUCAUUUUUAGCGUUGAUGUCUCACCUCAUCUUUUUAACACGUCGCAGCUAGCCAUUGACAUUGAUGUUUCAAAGUUUGUGCCCUCUUUGUACCAAAUUUAUAUGGCGAGACAAUAUAAUGACAGCGCUGUGGAAGCCUAUGAAGAUUUCAUCAAGCAAACAGUAAUUUUGUUUUCGGAAGAGGAGGACAUUAAUGUAACGACAAAGAUUGCUCAAGAUAUAUUUGACUUCGAAGUAAAUUUAACAAAGAACUUCUACAACCUCAAGUUUGAGUUCGAUUAUUCAGAUUAUAAUAUGUCGUAUGAUUACGCCUAUUAUGACGAAAACGAUACCACAAGAACAAUAGAGCCUGAACUGCUCCAGGCAAGAAGUGACGAAUCUACAAACCCACCUGAAAAGGAGCCCGAGCCAUCCACAAAGUUGAAAGAUGUUGAUAGGAAAUUAAAAUCAGAAGGGUGGCUUCAGCUUCUAAAGGAUAUCUUCCAAGAUGUGUCAGUGAACUUAACCGGAGAAGAAGAGGUGAAUGCUUUCAAUGAAAGAUUCCUUACGGGAGCUAUGAAGUUGCUCAAUGAAACAUCUGGGGUGACAGUGAACAACUAUUUUGGAUGGAGACUUCUGUAUAAAUUAGGACCGAUUGCUUCACAUAAUAUGACAACACUCAACUUUAAUUUCAACAAAGUGUGGAGAGGCCUCCAGGGACAAGAACCGCGAUGGAGACAUUGCGUCAGCGCAUUGAACGAUCCGUAUGAGCCAAUAAUCGGCUACGGGCUGGGAAAGUUGUAUGUGGAUAAGUACUUUAAUUCAGCACAAAAAAAAGAUGUUGAGUCUAUCGCCGAAACUGUUAGAGACGCUCUUCGAGCUGUUAUCCGAAAUUACACAUGGAUGGACAAUGAGACCAAAGAAGAGGCACAAAAAAAGCUUAAGAAUGUUGUUUUUAAAAUAGGCUACCCAGAAGAAAUACAUCAAGAAGAUGUCUUAAGAGAGACCUAUAAACACGUUGGGAACGUAUCACUAGAGGACCCUUUCCUUGAUACUUACUUGAGCUUCAGGAAAAACAAUGCUAUUCGUAAAUUACAGAAGGUGCACAGGCCCCACAAUCGGAGCCAAGAAUGGCGCCAUGACGUGACCGAAGUUGUUGCCGUUUAUGGUCCUCUGGAAAAUUCAGUUGGUUUGACGGCGGUGACAUUGCAACCACCGUUCUACUCGUCUGGACUGCCAUCCUCUGUCAAAAUGGGAUCCCUGGGAUGGAUUUUAGGACACGAGCUCAAUCACGGCUUUUUUUACCCAGGAAAUUACCACAACGGUUAUGGAAACAAACGCCUAUGGUGGAACGAAAAAACGACGCAGAAUUUCAAUCCCCUCGAAAGUUGUGUCGUGAAACUGUAUGAUGGUCAGACGGAAGAAGAAACUGGCUUGAAUAUUAGUGGAUAUCGAACAUUUGUCGAAAAUAUUGCCAAUAUGCAGGCCUUACAAACUGCAUUCGAGGGUCAUCAGGAACUGUUGAGGCAGCAAUUUAACACACCGCAGCGUUUGCCGUGCGUGACUGAGUUUAAUGCUGACCAGUUGUUUUUUAUAUCACUGGCAUAUAGCUUUUGUAAAAACGAUAGGGAAGCAGAAAUGAGGGAUAUUGUCGAGCGGGACAGUCACGCCCCUUCUAAAAUAAGGGUCAACCGGCAACUUGGCAAUUCUCCCCUUUUUUUGAAGACAUUCAGCUGCAAUGCUACCAGUCGAAUGAAUAUAACAAACAAAUGCUACGUGUAA